UCUAGUGGACUCCUGACACGUCCUCAGUGAGCGGCACAGGUUUACAAACUUUUCUUGUAUAACCCCAUCGCUGAUUUCGGUAAACAUGCGCGAGUGUGUGUCCUUACACAUCGGCCAGGCGGGUGUACAGAUCGGUAACGCCUGUUGGGAGCUGUACUGCCUGGAGCACGGCAUACAGCCCGACGGGGUGAUGCCGAGUGAUAAGACCGUCGGCUAUGGGGACGACUCCUUCAACACGUUCUUCAGUGAGACGGGAGGGGGGAAGCAUGUCCCCAGGGCCGUUUUCGUAGACCUGGAACCCACUGUGAUCGAUGAAGUCAGGACUGGGACGUACCGGCAACUGUUUCACCCCGAACAGAUGAUUUCUGGGAAGGAAGACGCGGCUAAUAACUACGCACGCGGACACUACACCGUCGGGAAAGAGAUCAUCGACAGAACGUUGGAUCGAGUCCACAAAGUGACGGAGAGCUGCUCCGGACUGCAGGGUUUCCUGAUCCAUCACAGUUUCGGCGGCGGGACGGGGUCAGGGUUCACCGCCCUCCUGAUGGAGAGACUGUCCGUAGACUACGGCAAGAAGUCCAAACUACAGUUCUCCAUCUAUCCGGCUCCACAAGUGUCCACUGCAGUGGUGGAACCGUACAACUCCAUCCUGUCCACUCACACCACCCUGGAGCACUCCGACUGCUCCUUCAUGGUGGACAACGAGGCUCUGUACGACAUCUGUCGCCGAGGCCUGGACGUGGACCGCCCCACCUACACCAACCUCAACCGCAUGAUCGGACAGGUCAUCUCGUCCAUUACCGCCUCCUUGCGGUUUGACGGCUCACUGAACGUGGACCUGACGGAGUUCCAGACCAACCUGGUGCCGUAUCCCCGCAUCCACUUCCCCCUGGCCACCUACGCCCCUAUCAUCUCGGCAGAGAAGGCUUACCAUGAGAACCUGUCUGUUGGUGAAAUCACUGCGAGUUGCUUUGAACCGGGAAACCAGAUGGUAAAGUGCGACCCUCGGAGAGGGAAGUACAUGGCGUGCUGUUUGCUGUACCGUGGGGAUGUCGUGCCCAUGGACGUGAACACUGCCAUCUCCAACAUCAAGACCAAACGGACAAUCCAGUUCGUGGACUGGUGUCCAACGGGGUUCAAGGUUGGAAUCAACUACCAGCCUCCCACCGUGGUGCCUGGCGGUGACCUGGCCAAGGUGCAGCGUGCCGUGUGCAUGUUGAGCAACACCACCGCCAUCGCUGAGGCCUGGGCCCGUCUGGACUACAAGUUUGACCUGAUGUACGCCAAGCGCGCCUUCGUGCACUGGUACGUGGGGGAGGGUAUGGAGGAGGGAGAGUUCGCCGAGGCCCGAGAAGACAUGGCGGCCCUGGAGAAGGAUUAUGAAGAGGUUGGGAGCGACUCCCUGGCGUCCGAUGACGAAGGAGACGAGGAGGAGUACUAGUCCAGUCCGUACAACCGAGUUAUGACUACGUCUCGUUAGCCUCCGUUGCAGUCUUCGAACGGGGCCGGUGUAACAGCGAUCUCGCCCCUCCCGGGGGCUAAAUCAGGGGGGGGGGGUGGUGAGCGAGAACGCUGUCACACCGGCUUUAAUUAAGGAAGGGGGCGUUGGUUCGUGAUUUUCAACGUUGGCUAGGUUCUCUUUUGCCGGGAAAAGGAGUUUUCACGCUUGAAGAAUGAAUGUGUAUUUGUUUCAAAGUUACUGAUUUGCUUAGGCUUAGUCUAGUACUUGUUAAAUUAGAUGUAAUCCAGUCACAAAGUAAAAAGAUCUUUUCUAUCUCUACGCAAAUUUUACCUGACCUACACAUCCUAAUCACAUAGAGCAGAAAAACACUCACGGGGCACACAUCUCAUUAAAGAAAAACAAACAAACAAACAAACAAACGUAUGGUUAUAAUAAGAACAUGCCAAUUAUAUUCAUUUACACGAUUGUUUAGCCAUGCAAUUAAUUUAAUAAUGCUCUAUAUAAGUAAUCUACAUACACAAAAUGUAGAAUUAGAGGCUAUGCUCGGUCUAGUCACGAAUCGUCGUCUGGAAUAUCGACUACUAAUUGACAGCCGAAUCGACGGCCAGCUUCAGGUUGGUAACAUUUAUCAUAAUUUCAUCGGCUUCAACGACACACUGCAUUUUAUACCAACCAUGCACCUUUAACUGUUUCAUGUGCGCAUGUAGAAUAUAUUACUAACAAUCUGCAUGAUUCAGCAUAGUUUGUCCAUGAUAUUAUCUACACUUGGAUUAUCAUACAAUGAUUUAGCAAAUAGUUCAAGCGGAAAACUACAAAUCUAAUAAAUAUCUCUCUAGUGUCAUUCGGUCGGUGAGGCUUCUCUCGAUUGCACAAUGCACGUGUUGAAGUUUGACCGGUAUAACUAUCUGAAAUUUUCUCUAUACAUGCUCUUGUUACAUGUUGAUAUAGAUUUUAUUACAGUCAAAAAAA
This is a messenger RNA of Branchiostoma floridae (Florida lancelet), 2431 nucleotides long. RefSeq names its product tubulin alpha-1C chain-like. The transcript is spliced from 6 exons. Gene Ontology annotation, cellular component: cytoplasm; microtubule. Bases 86 to 1441 code for a protein of 451 amino acids. Lineage: Eukaryota; Metazoa; Chordata; Leptocardii; Amphioxiformes; Branchiostomatidae. Gene Ontology annotation, biological process: mitotic cell cycle; microtubule cytoskeleton organization. Gene Ontology annotation, molecular function: structural constituent of cytoskeleton; GTP binding. The record is from RefSeq and is a predicted model, not a curated record.